AUGCGUUACCUUGAUAUGAGGGAUAAACUCAUGAAGAAAACUCUAGGGAAACAGAUAUUGAACAAUGGCGAGCCUUAUUAGGUUAUUCCCAAUCUAGAAAAAGAGAAAGCACUUAAAGCUCUUAACUGGGACAAGGAGAGAAAGAGUUUCGACAUAAAUUACAGAUUUUAGAAAUUCUACGAUUAAUUUCAAACUCAUUUCUAUCCAGAUUGCUAAAUGGAUGAGGAAAAAUCUUUGAAACUUGAGGAGCACAUUAAGACUCUAGAUAAAAUGUCCAAGCAAAUCAAGGAAGAGGAAUUUCAAUUUAAUUUGAAUAAAAAAUAUAUGAUGUCCUAACUCUCGUAAAUACAAAUUGACAUGGAUCAGAGAUAACCAAUCGGUUCAAUUGCAGCCAAAAUUGAUGUGAAGGAUCACACAAAAAACAAUUUAAAUGAUGUGGAGUAUCACUAUGGUGCUUUUGAUACUCUUCAUAGACAGAGAAAUCAAAGUUUACAGAAUUUAAAAUCUGAAAAGAUAACCUAGUUAUUUGAAAAGAAAGUUGAUAAGAAAUAGGAAUCCAAAGAAUAUUACAACUAGCUAAGUAAAGAUGCAAAACUAAACUACCAAUUCCACUUAAGAAUUAGAUUUCAAAAUUAAAGGUAACUUUAUGAAGUUUCAUAAAUUGAAGCACCUUUGAGAUUGAUUGAUCCUGAGGACUAUGAUAAUGUAAAACUUAACCUAACUAUGAGACUUAUCCCAUUAAAAGGGUAGUUAAUAAAUGAGAGUCAAACUCAAAGCUAAUGUCCACAAUAUUUCAAGGAAAAUGUAGUUUUAAACAAAGAGGGAUUUGUUUUUUUCCCCGAUAAGGGAACUUGUACAGUAAACCUUAGAAAUGAUGCUUUCUAAGGCAUUGUAAACUCAAUGGAUGACCUUAUUGGAAAUUACAUGCUGAUGAUUAAGUUGGAACAUCAAAGUGAAUAAAAAAUCCUAAUGAUAAGACUCAUUGUAUUCCAAGAUUUUGAUUAAGGAAUGUAUCCAAUUAUUACCAAUGUCACAUUCAAGAAGCAAAUAUCUGAAAAAGACAAAAAGUAGCUUGAAUAAAUUUAUUAAAGAUUAUGUGUUGAUAAGAUAAGCUUCCCUGAAGUUGUCAAAAGACACUAAAAAUUUAUAAACGAUUAUUAUCCUUUAAGCAAGAUUUAUGACUUUUUCAAAAAAGCAUCAAUAGCAAUUGAAUUCGGUGACAAAAUUUUGUAGAUCUAUUCUAUGUAUAACUUUAUUGACUUGUCAAAUGGCCUUUAAAGAGGGUUUUAAGCUUAGUAAGAAGAUGAAAAAACAGAAGCAGAAUAAAGGAAAACAUAUAUUUAAGUAUCUUAAUACUUUGAAAAAAGAGCAUUCUUUAGCUAGAGACAAGAACCUCAAAAUCCUACUGGGAAAAAAAUUCUUUUCUUAAUUGAUGGAAAUAAAAUAUCAAACCCUUAUCACGGAAAAAGGCUUAGUUUAGAUCAAAAUUAAAAAGAAUCAGCUGCAAAAAUAGCAAUAGAAACAACAUAAUCUACCUCAACUAAUUAUAUGUGGGAUUAGAAUAAUUAUGACUAGUAUCAUAACUAUAUAGAAGGGAAAAAUUUGGCAUCAAAUUUUAAUUUAUCCAUUCCUACCGUCUAAAGUUUACCUAAUGACGGACCUGCAUCUACUAAUAUUAUGAAUGAAAACUAAGGUGAAAAUUAGAUUAAUACUUAGCAAUCUCAAAUUUCUUAGCAAGAUAAUGGACGAAUGAAGCAAGCAAUUACAAACGAGAAUCAAAUCUAAUAAAAUAGUUAAGGUUUCUCACAUUAAAUGAAAAAUUAAAUGUACAGUUCAAAAAGGACAAUCUUCUUAAAAGAAACAAUUGGACCAACACCAAGCGUUAAAAAUUGGAAAACUGAUAACUUUGAUAAUCAAGGAGGAAACAUGCUUAUAAAAGACGAUUACCCAUUGGUUUCCCCCAUGAAAUAAUCAAAUUACUAUAACUAGGGCUUAAAUUAAAAAAUAAAUCAUCAGAGAUAGAUCUCAACUUAAAGUAUUAUGAGCGUCAAUUCUAAAAGAUCAAGUGGAAGAAUAAGUUCUUGUUUCACAAUCUUGGAUUCAAAGAUUCCAAAUAUAAAUCUACAGGGACAAGGAGUUCUAUAACAAUCUGUGAAUCUUUCCCCAACCCACUAAAUGACCAAGGAUUACAAAGACACAGAUCUACCUAAGUCUUAGUCUAACAAAAUAGCUUCAGGAUAAUAUAGUUUGAAGGCGAAUGCAAGCUUGCCCAAACUCAAAAUCUAUUAACCAUUGCUCCAGAUAAAUUAAUAAAAGCAACAAUUGUGA
Messenger RNA from Stylonychia lemnae, 2328 nucleotides. The record is from the annotation of a GenBank genome assembly. NCBI's taxonomy places the organism in Eukaryota, Ciliophora, Spirotrichea, Sporadotrichida, Oxytrichidae.